Solenopsis invicta (red fire ant) is the source of this 2252-nucleotide messenger RNA. Its product is annotated as putative gustatory receptor 28b. The record is from RefSeq and is a predicted model, not a curated record. The coding region runs from base 733 to 2133 and encodes 466 amino acids. Gene Ontology annotation, cellular component: dendrite; axon; neuronal cell body. NCBI's taxonomy places the organism in Eukaryota, Metazoa, Arthropoda, Insecta, Hymenoptera, Formicidae. Gene Ontology annotation, biological process: sensory perception of taste. The transcript is spliced from 4 exons.
UAUACGGAACUAUUAAUUGAGUCAUUAAUUAAUACAUUAAUCUAACUAUCAUUACAGUUGGAGAAUAUGUCAAGAACAUAUUCCGUAUUCUUAUCGUGUCCAUAUAUCGUGUCAUAUAUGUACACAAGCAAUAAAUAUUCCAGUGGAUGACACUAGCUAUACGUAAAGCAGGCUCUAGUAAUCAACUAUUUUGAUCGCAGGAUCCGUGUCGGCUGAUACAGAGCUGAAAUAUUGAUUUUAUGUUCUUUAUCACGCGUUUACAGCUUUCGCACACUUAAUAUUUAAUAAUGUUCUGCAUACAUAAUGCUUCCGAGAAAGACAUUUGCGCAAGCAUUGCAGCGUAUGCUCAGUGCUUCGUAAGAAUAAAGAGUAACAUAGACUUUCGAGUGCACGCGGAUUUACUAGACGCCCAUUUUAUUGUACAUUUCGUUUAAACAGUUACAAUUAAUUUGGAUUGAAUUCAAAGCAACUGGAAAGAUAGAUAUCGCAAUAAGACAAAACGGGCAUUUCUUAAUUUAUGUGUGAAUGGCGCGUUAAACGUUUUAACAAAUACAAUUUAAAGUGUGUAAAUUAAAAAAAUAUUUUACGCACAGAUGUCUUGUAAAAAGGAGAAAAGAAGAUCAAAUUAAAAAUGUAGAAGAUAUUUGUAAAUCAUGAAAGAUAUCUGAAUGUACAUUCAAUGAUGAAAUGUAAUAGGGAAGCGAAGUAGCAAUAAUAAUUUUAAGUUAAAUUAUGGAACAAGAUAGUCAUUAUAAGCAAGUCUUCGAUUCAGUUGAAAACUUAAUCUACAUGGAUGCCAAUAAGAUCCGCAAUUUCCUCAAAAGCUUAAAUAAAGACAACGUUGCAGAAGAAAUAAGUAAGCAGAAAGUGAUCAAAACAAAAUCAGAGCCACGUCAAAAUUCAUUUCGGAUGCUUAGGAUGUCAAUAAUAUGUUUCAAGCUCAUUGGUCUCGCUACGUUCACCCAGCAUGUCGUCACGCGGAAAAAGAUAACGUCAUACACAUUUCAAUACUCCGAAUUUGGGAUUGUUUACAAUGUCGUGCUGAGUAGCCUGGUGAUCGCCUCGAACUAUUUGUCAAUACCGAACAGUAUGAGCAUGGAAUACGAAAACAGGACGAAUUUGACCGUAAGCAUCGAGAUUCUGCAAAGUGUACUCGGUACCCUGAUGGUGUGCGCUGUUUUGCUUAGCUAUUGCAUGAACCAGAAGUCCCUGGUGCGGAUCGCUAAUCGAUUAAUGGACAUCGAGCACGAAAUAGAUCGUUUAUAUCAUCUGUACCGUCCGCUACGACGACAGCGUAUUUUCUGUGCUCAGGUCAUCGUCUGCGUCUUCAAUGUUUGCCUGUUAAUCCUACUCGCGACCUCCGACUUCCUGGCCUUCCAAUCGGGCCCGACGGACUGGCUGACGGACAUUCUGCCGACAUUUCACGUAGGUUGGCUACUGAUACAGUACUUGCUGUUGGUCACGGUUAUUCAAGCGGAUUUCGCUUAUGUGAACCAAGCGAUACAGAGCCUUACUAGGGUCAGCACACACGAGUCUCGAUCUCAGUCUCUGUACCAAACGCGCCGAGUCGUAGUCAGCAAUUCCACUGUUCAUCAGCUGCUACAACUGCGAGAUAUGCACUGUCAUCUCUGCGAAAUUUCCGAAGAUGUGUCUGACUUUUAUGCACUACCAGUACUGUGCGGCCUCGCUUUUCUUUUUCUGACACUUAUAUAUAACGGCUACUAUCUUCUUUCACCUCUAUUGAUAUCCGACGAUAUUUUACAGUACAGGGUUCUCAGUAAUACCGUCAUCUGGUUAAUAUUUCUGACUUAUCACGUUUCUCUUCUCGCCAACAGAAUUACCAAGACUUUGAACGAGGUGGAAAAAACAGGGAAUGUGGUGCACAAUAUUUUAUGUUGCGCGAUCGGCGAAGAGACAAAGUCAGAGCUCAAACAAUUUUCGCUUCAACUGUUACAUCGCAAAGUACAGUUUACAGUCUUCGGAUACUUCUCGCUUGAUAACAGAUUUUUUCAUUCGCUGAUCGGUACGGUGGUUACGUAUUUGGUGAUACUUGUGCAAUUUCAAAUGGGAAGCUCGUGUUCGUCGAAAUCGCAACCAUGUAACUGUACAGGAAGAACUUUUAAAACAGAAUAAUAAACUCAAGAUAAAAACGGACUGGUAUAUCGAGAUUCCUUAAAUACAGUGAAACAUCAAUAUGCAGCUUUGUAACUUUCUAAUAUGUACGAUAAGUUCUGAGAUUUGCAGAAUUAGAG